UUUUUUGAAACAUGGCACAGUUAGACCUGCUAGAGGGCGUAACAAUAUCGAGUCAGGAAGCAAGAUCAAGAAGAAAAAUAAAUCAACAAAUACAGUUGAUGGUAAAAAGAAAUUCGUGAAAAAAAUACAUAAUCCAAGCAAACAGCUUGUAUCAACAUCAAGUCAGAAUUCUGUGAUAAAAUCAUCUAGGAAGAAAUCUUCAUCUGUGAAAAGAAAGAAACAAAAGCCUUAUGGAAAUAAGACAAAAAAUAACAGAAAAUCAGGCAAUUUUGUCAUGCAUAGCAAAGAUUUAAAGCCAAUGUUAGGAAGAAAAAGAAAAAGCUUGAUGAAUGCUUCAGGCCCACAAGAAAAUAAUGAGCCACCUAGUAAGAGGUCAAGAAUUCAAUCAUCUGCUUCUAUAACAACAAGGUCAAUGAGAGCUAAAAAAGUCGGUGUCACCAGAUUUGUUUUUGAUAAGGUUUGUGACUGUGCUGAAAAUAAAUAUUUCAACAUUUUUACAAAUGGUGGCCUGAUUCGUGGAUGUCCUUGUGGUAAAAGAGAUGAACAGUUUAUGAAACUAACUGGCGAGUUUGAUAAAUGUAAAGAAGGUGAAACAAAUAGUGUGAGAAGGUCAAGAGCACAUGGUGAUUAUUUUUCUGUUCUGUCCGUUGAGAUGAUUUGUCACAUCUUUCAGUAUCUGACGCUACGAGAGGUAUUACGCUUCGAAUCUUUAUCAUCAAAGCUUCAGAGGGCUGUUUAUGCUUGUUUAGCAAUUCGAGAAGAAAUUGAUUUUAAUGAAGAAAUCGGCGACAAAGGUCUGUUUAAUAACAAUCUUCCAAAUAUGACCAAUAAAAUGUUCUCGAGUCUGCUCAGAAAGUUACCAAGGUUACGAAAUAUUUAUAAUUUCCAUCCUGCAAAUAUUUCAUCAUUCUCAAGCUCUGGUUCAAAUGUUUUGACAACUCCUAGUGUAUGUGAUGCUUUGACUGAGUGUAAAUUUCUUGAGGGUAUUGAGAUUUCAAACAUGGAUCUUCUUGAAAAUAUCGUCUCUAAAAAUGAUAACCUGAAGAUUAUCGGUAAGUUCGCAAACCGAAACAGGGAGUUUCCAGUGUUGCAUGGUGGAACUACAGUUCUUAAAGAAGACUGUUGGAUAACAAAUUUACACCUAGUGGGAUGCUCAUUAUACUAUAUGCCACAGAUGGACAACCAUCUUGAACAUCUGUACUUAAGAAUGGUAAAGUUUGUUCAUCACCACCCAUUCAAAGACUUCUCUGCCUGUAAGUUGAAAUCGUUUGUGAUGUCACACUGUGUUGGUCCAACCAGUGCCUUGAAAUAUAUCCCACUACUUACAGCAUUAGCCGAUGCUAGAGGGCUUAAAAGACUGGAGCUUCAGAGAGUCCCAUUUCUAGGAGGAGUUAUACAACAUAUAUGUGAGGAUAAUUGGCAGAAUGGAGGAUUCAGGAGACUUACAAAUAUAACACUAGGAGAUUGUAAAAAUGCUCUCGAUGCUGAUCUCGGUUAUCUCAUCAUAGCUUCGGCUGCUCAUAUUGAAUGUUUACGUAUUCAACCAGCACUGACAAAGGAUGCCAUGUUCUCAGCUCUCUCUGUAUCGGAUGUAACAAUCAAUCCAGGAUUUGAGGAACUGUGUCUUGGAUGGAAAGAGUCCAUUACAUUAAAUGAAACGUUGACAGACGCAGAGCUUGGUCUUGCUGAUCUCCCGGAGUCACAUUCACGCAUCACUGAUUCCGGUAUGCAGCUGGUAGGGCAGUGUUUCCUGUCAUUGAAGAAACUAGAGAUCCAUAACUGUCCUAAUUUGAUCAACCCUUUACUGUGGGUCACUCCAGGGCCGCAUUAUUUUCUACAUAUUCAAGAAUUGACUUUGGAAAAUUGUCAUAGUUUACGUGUAGACAAGUUUUGGGCUUUCCUGGCAUUUUUACCUGAACUACGCUACCUAACUCUGAGAGAUAUAUUUAAGGAACAACCUGUUGGCUGCUCUAGAGUUGGACUAAGUGCUGGUACAGGUUUGGGUAUAUCUGCAGCUUUCAUAAACCCUCAACCGUUGGCAAAUAAUCCUGGAGGAUUAAAUAACAAUGAUGAUGAUGACGAUGAUGAUAAUGAUGCUGAUAAUGUUCCUGAAGAUAACCAAGAAAAUGAUGUUUUAAAUAACAAUGAACCUAUGGACCGAGGUCAUGGUCAAAUUCAAGGUCACAACCGAGGUUUAGCCGGUAGAGAGAAUUUAGAUAAUCAAAAUGGUGCUGCUGCUGAACUAGAAAAUGCAAAUGGUGGAUAUAACCUUAGAAACUCAGUGAGAAAUGAUUCUAGUCAUAGUUGUAAAGAACAGACUUCUUCCAGAAAGGCAAGGCAUAGAAGUAGGUCUGCAAGUACAAGGAAAACGUCGGUCACAGAUGAGGAACAUGGUUCUGGAAUUCAGCAGAAAGAUAGCAAUCAAGCAGGCUGUGAUAAAAAUAAGAACUCAGGGCAUGCGUCCAAUUCCAGUAGCUCCGGGGUAGAAGCAGAUGAUAAAACCAGAUUGGUUUCUAAGAGGGGUAAAGCCCUAGUCACCAAGAAAGGGCUUGUUAAUAAAGUGAAAUCUACUAAAGGAAAGGGAAAAAGCACUGAAGAUUUAGGAAACAGUAGUAAAGAUGAACAAGUGAAAAAGGAAUGUACAUGUGUGAGGGAGAAGGUUGAAGUACGUUGCCAGGCAACAAAUGAUGAUAUUAGACAAGCUACCACCCACAAGAAAAGCCGGAAAAAGAGGGCUUCACAAAAACCCCAAGAUAAAGAGAAAAUAAUCAAAGCAAGGAAGUAUAAACCAAGUUCUAUGUAUGAGGCUGCAGGUCAGGUAACAUCAUGUGAGGUUCAUAAGAGAAGAAGAAAAAAAGAGAAACCUGUGACAGCAGAUAAAUGUGACAGUACAAAUGACCCCGUCUGGGAAGACGACCCUGUCAUGGAACUGACAAUUUUACAUAGAAGACUAGAAUACUUGAGAAUUGAUGGUGUUGGAGUGUCAGAACUUAACAUAGUCUGUUAUAAUCUACAAACUUUAUCUGUUUCAAGAUGUCGGGUGUUGAAGAGUAUAAAAUUAAAAGAGGCUCCCUUUCUAGAAAAUGUGCAUGUCUCUCAGUGCAGGAAAUUUGACGAGACAAUGUUCCUUGAUGAAAUAUAUAGACUACCUCCAAAUCGAAGUAAAUUUGUCUCCCUACGCCCCUUACACUUCGUAGAUGAGAGUUUGUAUGACAGCCUGAUGUUUUUCGCAGAUUUUCGAGACUAUAACUUCGGUACGGUCAUGCUGUAUGACUACAGUGAUGAACCAAGUAAAACCAAUUAUAACAAACUACGUAUGAAGUCCUGGAUGAAUGUCCUUGAACGAAUGACAUCUAUGACAAUGAUGGAUCAUGGAUGGCAAAGAUUUCAUGAAAUGGAUCAUCCAAACAAAGGUCUUACUGUAGAAGAAGGUUCAAGUAUUGACGGGAGUGGCUGGAAGAUGUUUUCAGAUAUUCCAUGGAUCAGUGAACUUAACCAGUGUCCUGAUAUGGAGGAACAAAACAUUAGAAACCCAGACUGGAAAAAACCUGGUGUUUACUGUAUGGAAGCAAAGGGUCACUUUAGUUUCUGGGAUGCCUAUGCAGAUGUACAAGGUUUUAUAGCUUACCUAGGUCCUGAUCAGUGUGGAUUGUAUGAAUGUAAUGUUUUAACAUACAUCAACAUGUGUGACAUCAGUGGAGUACCUACACAAGAUGCCCUCAAAGUUUUGUGAUUAUUUGAAAUGUGGCACCAGUUAAAAUAUAUACACAAGAUGCCCUGAAAGUUUUGUGAUUAUUUGAAAUGAGACACCAGGUAAAAUAUAUACACAAGAUGACCUGAAAGUUUUGUGAUUAUUUGAAAUGUGACACCAGUUAAAAUAUAUACACAAGAUGCCCUGAAAGUUUUGUGAUUAUUUGAAAUGAGACACCAGGUAAAAUAUAUACACAAGAUGACCUGAAAGUUUUGUGAUUAUUUGAAAUGAGGCACCAGUUAAAAUAUAUAGUAACACAAGAUGCCCUCAAAGUUUUGUGAACAUUUGAAUUGUGACACCAGUUAAAAUAUAUAGUAACACAAGAUGCCCUCAAAGUUUUGUGAACAUUUGAAUUGUGACACCAGUUAAAAUAUAUAGUAAUAACAAAAUGCCCUCAA
Molecule: messenger RNA, 4149 nt
Organism: Ruditapes philippinarum (Manila clam)
Lineage: Eukaryota; Metazoa; Mollusca; Bivalvia; Venerida; Veneridae
Product: F-box only protein 38-like
Exons: 15
Coding region: 275-3733 (1152 amino acids)
Biological process (GO): SCF-dependent proteasomal ubiquitin-dependent protein catabolic process; protein K48-linked ubiquitination
Cellular component (GO): cytoplasm; nucleus
Molecular function (GO): protein binding
Source: RefSeq, a predicted model, not a curated record